Podarcis muralis (Common wall lizard) is the source of this 3393-nucleotide messenger RNA. It is a transcript of the gene CDC37L1, whose product is annotated as cell division cycle 37 like 1, HSP90 cochaperone. Gene Ontology annotation, biological process: protein folding; protein stabilization. NCBI's taxonomy places the organism in Eukaryota, Metazoa, Chordata, Lepidosauria, Squamata, Lacertidae. Gene Ontology annotation, molecular function: heat shock protein binding; protein-folding chaperone binding. Gene Ontology annotation, cellular component: cytoplasm. The record is from RefSeq and is a predicted model, not a curated record.
UGAGACGGGGCAGGGAUGUCUCUGUGGCUGCCGCGCUCCCAGGACCUGCGCGCGGGGCAGAAGGAAGACCGCCUCCCCCGGCCAGGCGCUCAGAUUUAUGACGGGAUUGAAUUGGCUUGUCAGCAGCAAAAGGAAUUUGUAAAGAGUUCGGUGGAGUGCAAAUGGAAUUUAGCAGAAGCCCAGCAGAAACUUGGCAGUUUAGCGUUGCACAACUCUGAGUCCAUGGACCAGGAAAAUGCCAAAGCACAGACUGAAGCUGCAGAGUUGAAAUGGAGGGAGGAAGAAUGGCGGCGGAAGGAGGAGGUGUUAAGGCAAAAGGAAAGACAGGAGCUGUGGAAUACAGAUUUUGUUAGUAAAGAGGUAUUUAAUAAGAGUUUUAUUAAUCAAAUGAAAAGGAAAGAAACGGAAGAUGAUGCAUCAAAAUCAUUCAUGCAAAAACAUGAGCAGAAGAUUAGGCAUUUUGGCAUGUUGAGCAGAUGGCUUGACAGUCAGAGAUUUCUCUCUGAGCACCCAUACCUUGUCUGCGAAGAAACAGCUCAAUACCUCCUUUUAUGGUGCUUCCAUCUAGAAGCUGAACAGAAAGGGGCUCUGAUGGAACAAGUAGCUCACCAAGCAGUGGUAAUGCAGUUUAUUAUAGAAAUGGCCAAAAGCUGUAACGUGGAUCCACGAGGAUGUUUCCGUCUAUUUUUCCAAAGAGCUAAAACGGGAGAAGAAGGCUAUUUGGAGGCUUUUAAAAAUGAACUUGAAGCAUUCAAAUCAAGAGUGAGGUUUUGUUCGCAGUCUCAGAACUUUCAAGCUAAUCCUGCUCAGAAUCCUUCAUUUUAUCCUGAUUUCAAUUGUAUAGGAGGGCUUGCAUCCUUUCCACAGAAUGCAGAUUCACUUCAGGGCUGCAGUUUGAACUCAGUGGUACACAGAGACGAAGACGAACCUAAAAUGAUGGAUACAGUAUAGUACUCCUAAGACUGAGCCCAAGUUCUCUUAUUAACAAAAAGAAGAAUGUGGCAAAUUUCCUAAACUUAUUUUUAUGGGUACUGCACUUUAUUUUGAGUGUUUGUUUUUGGGAGAGAGGGUAUUCCAGAAACACACUUGUCUUUUUGUUGGAAAAUGUGCUGCUAUGUUUUUGGGGGUUUUUUAGGAGAGGGGGAUUAUUGUGUGUUACUGAAUGUGAAACUGGAUGUUUUUCUGCUACUACUAAACCUUGCCUUUUUUAAUUUUAUGAAUCCAAGUUUGAAAAAGAAUCUGCACAGUUGCAAUGUUUACAAUUGAUUGAUUCUAGAAGGAAUCUGCUUUAAUCUUAUUAGGAAUACCCUUGUCUCCCGUGGGAUACUAAAAAUCACUGUAAAGCAUUCUGUUGCAUGCAUGGUUGAUGCUCAGAUCUGAUUUUAUCAUGAAUAGCAAUAUAUCAGUGGUUGCUAUCAACUUUGCAGAUCUGAAUGGCUCAGAUAAAAGCACUGGCCUUUUAACUCUGUUACAGGGAUUGUUUUUUGAAAAAAGACCUUUUAAUAUUUUGUUUUGCCACUUUUAUGUCUUGAUGUGUAAGUGGCCACAAUUUCUUAUAAUGAAAUUAUAAAACAGUAUUUUCUAGAGACACACUCAUAAAAAAAACCUUCUUUCCUUGACAGAACUGACUAAAACUAUCAGCCAUUAGUGAGAGAGGAGAAGACAAAUCAAUACUAAUUGGCUGCCUUUGUACCUAAAAAAAAAAGUAUAUUAUUCUGUGAUGAUGUCUUUAAAAUGAGCAUUUAAGGGCAUUCGGGUGCCAAACUGAUUUGACCUUGUUUUCAGUUAAGUGUUGUGAGUGUGACACUUAAAAUCUAUUUUGGAAGGGUAGCUGUGCGUCAGGGCAUGUCGUCAGUUGGCAAUUUUAAAACCAAAACAUCUCCAAUGAUGUUGUCAGUGUAGGCUGAGCUCUGUUCUCUUUCCCCGUGUUUUGUUUAUGUGAUACCCAAAGUAUAUAAAACCACUAGAGGUGGGCGAUAUUUCAAUUCAGCGUCUGAAACCGUUAUGAAGUUCAGAUCGCGAUCCCGGUUCUGGACUUUCAGAGCUGGCAAGACAUCGUUCCCAUCUUCCUGCACUGUGCUGGUUGUGGCCGGGGAGCCAUGAUGUAUCGCCAGCUCAAAUUGUGUGCUCGCCCGCCUGCGUAUUUGCCCUCGCCCAAGCAAGCGGGGCAGGCUGCGUCUUUCCUUCUGGUUAGUUGUUCCUCCUGCGACAAUCCGGGAGGAAAGAGGCGCCUGCCCCACUUGCUCGGGCAAAGGCAAAACGCGCAGGCAAGCAGAGCACCUUCUCGGCUCCCUGUCCCGAGGCCAGGGCUGGGCUGUAGAGGGAGGAAGGGAGUGGGCAGGAGUCCCUUUGCCCGAGCAAGUGGGCAGCCUCCUUCCAUUCCUCCUGGUCGCUCCUCCCUCCCUUCACAGCCCAGUUGCAUUUUCAGCCUUCUUCAGUGUUAUUUCAGACAUCGUGAUAUAUCAGGACAUUGGGGUAUAUCACGACAUCGGGGUAUAUCACGAUGUUGAAUACCAGAUAUCGCCCAGCCCUAAAAACCACCAUUUCUCAUCCAGUUAUCACGCACUGCUUCCACUUAGCCAAACCAGGGAUGUAGGUCUGUGUGUUGAAAACAUGAACGUGCUGCUAGCUUUUUCUACCAGUGCACAGCCAUGUUUACUAAGUGCGUCUUAAUCAGCGAAGCACCUCGGGUUGCAUCAGUCCCAGAAUCAGGAAGGUACUGUAGAAUCUGAUACGAUAAGUUCUUUCGUUUGACUCUGCUCCCUUGCUCUGCCCAGUAAGUAGAGGAAAAGCAUACAAGGCUAUAGCUAAGUUCCUAAGAAACAAGAUACAUGCAUGGGGCAGCCUUCCAUGUGCACAAUGGGGAUUGUGUCUGUUGUUUGUCCACUGUCAGGGGGACAAACUGCUUUUUCCGCAAAACAGCGGUUCUCCUGGCAUUCCCAUAAUUCUUUGGCUCUUUGGCCUACAUGUGGAACAUAAUUCCCUCCUCUAACAUUUUCUGGUUAAAUGUAAAUCACUCCCUUCCACUGUGGCUGGACUUUGCAGUUUAAAGGAAACGAAGGUCGCUUGUUUCCUUGGACGUGAUUAUUGUCAAGCCCAGUAUACAACUGGAGAAGUCUGGCAGGCUAGUUGAGAUUGUGAGAUGUGAUGAGAGAGAAUCAUGAAUACAGCUAUUUUACUUUUGAUGUGUGGCAGGGUGUAAACAAUGUUAGAUUCCUGGAUGCCUCGAACAAAAGGGAUGGUGGUCAAGAAUACAUGAGUUUCUAGGGACUGCAUAGUAACACUUGAGUGCUUGCAUGUAAAAGCUUCUUCCAUGUAAAAGAUGGUGUUUUGAAUAGUAAUUCCCUUGAAUAAUCUUGUUGUAUAUAUGAAAUAAAAAAUUAUUCAAUUGUA